AUGGAAUGGAUGGUGGUUGAUUCAGAGUCUUUGGAUUUCUCAACUUGCAGGAGUGAUGAUGAUGAAUACACUUCCUCAAGGAAUACCCAUCAUGAUGAUGAUGAAACCCUUCUCGCUUCCCAACCAAUACCAACAACAACCAAUAAUUUAUCAGAUCUCCCUAUUGAGGUACUCGGUCAUAUUUGUAAAUACUUGUUGCGCGUGAGAGUAUUCGGAAAGGAACUUGCCAACGAUCUGUUACCCUUGUUGCACACCAGUAAAGCUCUGCAUGAAAAGAUUUAUUACAAUCCAUUCAUUUGGAAUGAGGUGCAUGCAGAUUUGCAUCUCUUUGUUGCGUCGUAUAUGCCAGAUAAUUACAGCACGACUUGCUUUUCAGUAUUGUGUGAUGAAAAGUUUAAAAACACUGAUAUGGUUAUUGGACGAUUUAAUGGACAAUUUGCGUAUUAUUGCUCUGUGGAAAGCGAAUUGACUAGCAUGUUUUUCUCAUUUGUUGAGACUUUGUGUGACGCGAGUAAUCUUAUUCGAAACGUUAAGGUGCCAUUGCCAUUAAUUUCUUCGUACUCUCCAACUAACUGCUCUCCUUCCAUUUCUUUUACAAACUCCACUACUCCCACUGUAUCUUUUAAUUUAUUGACAACAAACAAUUCCACAACCAUAACUGAUAUCCCAACCACCAAUAACGAAAUUGAUAGAAACCCAAUGGAACCCACUCCUCUCCUCAAGAAAUGGAUAGCACAAUUUCCCAAUGCCAAGUCACUCUCAUUUGUCUCCUCUAACGAAUGUGUAGAAAAUGCACGACCCAACGAUUUGGUACCAUACGUUCAAGAUUUGUCUUUUUAUGACCCCAAAUCAUGUAAAUUUCAAUCAUUGCAAGAGGUGCAAUUGAGUGGAAGUGUGAAUGGAUUUGAGAGUAUAUUUAAAGCUCAUUCAAGCGAAUUACAAUCACUCUAUGCAUUAUCCGUAUUCUCAUUUACCACAAAAUCAAAGAAUCAAGAAUUACAAAAGAUUGAAACCUUGUUACAGCAAUGUUCCAAUAUCAAAAGCCUAGCUUUGGCAAAUCCUGUAAUUGUAGAGCCAGAUAAUUUCAAUCUAUUCAUGACACUUUCAUCUAGAUUAACAUUUCUAAGUUUGGAGGUAUCAUUUUCGUUUUUAGUGGAAGGAAAUGAUUGGAGAAACUUGUGUCACUCACUGACCAACUUGAAGAAGCUCAAUUUAAACAUUGGUAGUGUUGGGAAUGAUGAUUCCAUGUCACCUACGACUGACACCUUGUUGAAAUUUUCCUCACACACCAACGGUAUUCCACUUCCUAACAAUAUUACACACUUGGGAUUGAGUAAUUUUAUGGAUUCUCCAAUUUCAAUUGUUUUGGGCGGUUGUGACUUGUUCAACUUGACCUACUUGCAUGCCUACAAGGUACUUUUAUCUGUAACCUCUCAUCAAAAACCAUUUCCACGCUUGGAAACCUUUGAAUACAUGACCGAGAUGAGAGAUCCCAAAGAAAGAAGCGUGAUACAUUUUUGGAUUGACCAACAUUUGUCUCUCAAGAAAUUUUCGUAUGUGUAUGACUGGGAUAACAGAGCAUUGUCACAGAAUGAAAAAACGCUCGUGAUUAAGCGUCACCCAACCCUGAAUCGACUAAAACUUGCGUGUGACAAGAGUGAUGUGCACAUUGAGAACGCUCCAAGUAUCAUCUCCAUUAUUGGAGUACCAAAUACUUUCAAGUUGAAUGGAAGUCGUGUUCAAAAAUUAAGCUUCAACAUUUGUAACACUGGAGCUAGCUUACACAACACCUCCAUCUUUGACAUUAAUCUCAAUCAAUGCGACUUGUUUGCAGUAGAAUUUGGUAGAGCUAUUAAUCUUUCACAAGUCAAAUUCAACUCUCAAUUUGAAAUACUUCGAAAUGUUCAUGUGACCUUCUCCCACUCGAUCAAUGAGCAUCAAGUAUUCGAUGUGGCCAAUAUUUUACCCAUGCAUUCUGAGACUCUCUCGUUGGAAGAAAUGAAAAUUAGUUUUCAAGACAAGCUUCCUCAAUUCAUCACUGAAAGCUUGUCCAACACUCUCUGCCAAUUCAACUCGAUCAAGGAAUUCACUGUCCAUUUCGCAUGGUUAAAGACCACCAUUCGUGGCUUCUCUUCACAAUUUAAAACCUUAAAUGUAUCCAAUUUUUUGGAUGUCUCUUCAUAUUUCACUAAAGACGAAAAGAAUUGCAGACAAGUUUCCAAUCCCCAUUUAGCACAUUUGAAUGUUGAAUCUGAAGAACUAGGAGAUUUUACAACCAUUUCAUGUCCAUCCAUGACUCAACUCUUGUGCACAAGUUUGAACCUUAAAUAUUCACCACAUGACAAGCCAGCGAGGAAAAUUAUAUUGGAUCGUGAAACUGCCAAGUCUUUACGAGACAUUAAGAUUUCAUUUGCACAAUUACUAGUCCAUAAUAUUCACAAUAAUAUUCAGCUCUCACAUGUUCAGUCAUUGGAAUUGACUGAUCCUUCACUUCGUGGAGUAGAAAUUGAUUUACAAUAUUUUCCAAAUUUGAACAAAUUGGAAUUAUCAAAAAUUCAAAGUGAAAUCAAAAUUAAGGCACAAGGUCACAAUGACAACACCAUCAACAAUGCAACAACACAAAACAGGACACCACUGCAUCAUGCCAACCUCCAACACGUAUUCAUUAACAUGGUCUAUUCUCUCAGAAUUCACAUUGCUCUCAUUGCUCCCAAAUUACGUAGUUUCACACUGACCAAUAUUUCACACACUCAUCCUGAAUCCAAUCUUGAACUUGUUUCAACACCAAAACUCAUUCGAAAAAUUGUUCAUUUGAAUUUGAACCCUUCACAACAGUAA
Naegleria lovaniensis is the source of this 2838-nucleotide messenger RNA. RefSeq lists its product as uncharacterized. Lineage: Eukaryota; Heterolobosea; Eutetramitea; Acrasida; Naegleriidae. The record is from RefSeq and is a predicted model, not a curated record. The transcript has a single exon. The coding region runs from base 1 to 2838 and encodes 945 amino acids.